AUGAAAUCCUCGAACUCCCCGGCAGAAUCUCGUCGUCUCCUUGAUUUUGUUCCGUCAAUAAGGCCAUCGUUUCUUUCUGUUGUAUUAGUUUUCGUUUGCGGAUGUCUCUGGAUGAAGAAUGAAACAACAAACGAACUACUGAUCGCGCUUGAAUCUCGCGUUAACCUUUUCCCUUGCGUUCAGAGUGACUCGACUGAAAAUACUGACAGGAUAUCUCUUUCACCAACAAAAGGUACAGCAAGAGAUCUUUAUAAGAAGGUUCAGACACAUGUAUCCGAAAGGAUCGGUUAUAUAUCAGGUAAGAUCUUCACUUCAGAUGUUAUUUAGAUGCAGAUACUUGUUUAGAACUGAGUUUAUCCUCUUUUGAUUUAGGCAUAUAAUCUUUCAUGGUGUGAGUUUGCGCUUACAUACGGGAUCAUCUAAGCAGUAUUACAACAGAGCGAGAGUGUUGCAAAAGGGUUUAUACAGUGUUAGAUGAGGUUAAAAAUUCACUAAGCCACCUAUACUGGUAAAACAAUAAAGAAAUUUGUAUAGGUAAUAGCAUGAUUUGUAGUGAUAUUUGGCAUAAAUACCACGAGUGAUAUUUCGAAAUUGUUAUACGUAAUUUGAAAUUUGAGACAAUUUUGAAAUAUCACGAGCGGUAUUUAUGCCAAAUAUCACGUACAAAUCGUGCUAUUAUUUGUUUAUACCACUGCCCGCAAAAGGUUUGUAAUUUUCACAUGUAGGGUAUUUCAAAUUAAGCUGAAAUACCACUGCUCUAGGCCAAUCAAAUUGCAGAAAUUUCUCAUGUAGUGGUAUAAACGGUGUAAAUGAUCGAUUUUGAGUAGUGUCGAUCGACUUGCUCACGUACAAGAUAUGUGUUCAAUACCCAGGGAGGGGGGGGGGGGUACUCCUUUAUAUAAGCCAUAUAACAGGAGCACACAAAGGGUGUGUAGUUCUUGGCUCUUUUUGGUCUGAAAACGGUUAUAAACGUAGACCAUUUUGGCCUGGAAUUAGGUUUGGUUUUCGAGGAACCUACUGGAGCGUAUGCAUGAAUGUAGUUAUCGUUUCAGUUCCACAUGAAUAAGAACGAAAUAGAAAUAUGUGAAUUCGAAAUGCAUUUGAAGAAUUUUUUUGUUUGCGCUCUAAUCUAAGUAAUGAUGACACAGUUUCUUUCUAAAGGCCAGGUCUGAAAACAGGUAUACACUGAGGUCUGCAUGGUCUGAGAACGGGUGGGGAAAAUUGGUCUGAAAUAGCACUGUCUGGAUAAAAUUGUUAGGGUGGCGUAAAAUUUGAGAUAUUUUUGAAAGGUUAGCCCCUAGAGGAGUUCAGUUAAGGAGUCUUAGGGCUUGCCGGGUUACUUGAUAAAGCCUUUGGUAACUUUGAUAGGGUGGCAAGAUUGAAAGUACGUUUAUUGAACGGUCUCAGUCGGUUUGAAACCCGGGGGCGGGGGGCACUUAUUGACUACAAUGGGGUCGCAUUUUCAAUAGAAUGGGGUCGCACAUUUUCCGAUUUUUUGUGGUAAGACAGUUCUUCUUAUUUACGGUUAGCAAACGUACCAGAAUGCUUGUACUGUAGGUGAAAAGUAAAGUGUUCUUCAUACAGUUUAAAAAAAUGGCUCAAUUCAUUAAAAAUAAAAAGUGACUAAGCUGGGAUCGCCAAAAUUACAUAUUUGUCUAAAAGUGACCAAGAUAGGGUCUAUAAUUGGUCACAGAAUAGACUAUAAUGGGGUAGGGGCUCUUAGACGCCAGCGUCACAUACCCAGCAAAAAUUUACCCAAGUACGCUUCCCCCCGGGAUUGAAAUGUGUGCGUAGAUCUAGAAAUCUAGAAUGUCAGCUUGGCUUUCCCUUAGAAGCAACAAGGGUAGAGGCGUGAGGACAAAUUGAAAAGUUGUUAACCUUGUUGUUGAACGCAACUCCAUAAAUGUUGUUAAUUUUAUGAUAGAAAUAUCAACCUUAUCAUUCCUUCCUUUGAUUUGUUGGUCAUAUUUUCUCCCUUAUUCAUUUUUAAUAUAAUCAUGGGAUAUUACUUUACUGCAGUCAGCCCGUUAUCAUUAGAGGCAUCAGCAACCAUCCGCUUAAGGAAGCGAAGAAACGUUUUGAACGACACUUCAACCGGCAUCACCAUACAUGAAGUAAGAAAAGAAAUCAGCAAACAGUUUGAACAACUUAUGCGCACCAAGUACUGUAAGUCAACUGAGAAAGUCUGUCCUGCAGGUCCCCCCGGAUAUCCUGGUCCCAUUGGAGCGAGGGGACCACGUGGCAGGAGGGGACCAAAAGGAAAGAAAGGUCCUCAAGGUCCCAUGGGACCUCCUGGAAAAUCCGGAAAAACAGGAAUAACUGGUCCUGCUGGACCGAGAGGAGAAAAGGGAAAUAAAGGAGAACCUGGGCCAAAAGGCAUGCCUGGACCACCUGGAAGGCCUGGAAAAUCGAUAUCUGCUCCACAAGUGUUGCUGACGCCAGCAGAGCAGACACGAGAUGAGGGAGGAAAUACGGCAUUUUAUUGCACGGUCGCCGGAAAUCCUUCCCCAGUCGUGGAAUGGCAAUUUAAGGGCAUAAAGCUUCUGUCCGGUGAAAAGUAUUUGAUUAAAGAAGGAGAGUUGAUCGUUAGAAAUCUGAAUUACAGCGAUGCUGGGCCGUACACAUGUGCUGCUAGGAACAUUCUUGGAUCGUCCGAGGCCACUGGUAACUUGUCUGUUAGAGGUGAGAGAAGCAUUUGAUUCUUGAGGUUUGUUGUAUAACAGGCCGUCAAAUUUUGUUUGUUAUAUCAAUAUGAUAUGUUACAUGUUCUUGCAAGGUAAUAAGGUUGCGAGAAUUGAACGGCGCAUAAACAUCUCAAGAAAACUAUACGAUGUGAAGGCACACUGACAGAACAUCAUCCUCACCUGACCUUUAUUUUGACAGGCUUUCAGAAUCCGGUUAAGGCUUUAGUAGCCGUCAGACUACGACUUCUUGAAAAAACCCUUUAACAGAUUUGCCAGCCAAUGACUAAUUGGUUUCAUCGCUCCUUUUUUUCUGUUAUGCAAACGAAAAUUUCUUGUGCAAAGUUUCCCGGUAAAGGAAACACCUAAUUUGUCAUUUUUCGAAGUUGUAAUCCUGCCGUUCCCCUGAGGGUACUUCUUCUAAUGUCCUGGGUGGGGAAGCUAUUUCCGAAAGGGGUACCAUUUUGAGGCUUCAGGUAUAUGGAAGGGUUGGUGUUUUACUAGCUGAAGUACAUAAUAGUGUAGAGAACUCUGUCAUUUCGGUCUGUAGGAAGAUCUAAAAGGGCUAGCGGAAGGAUUUUAUGGCUGUGAAAAAGUCGAGAAAUUUUUCUGCCUUUGUGAUUUAUUCAUAUCUUAAAGACAGUGCGUUGAUCUCCCUUCAUGCAAAGUUCUAAACUACGCAUGUGAAAGGGGCAUCUUUUCUGUUGAAAAUUACAUAAUAUUAUGUUGUUGGACCUCGGAGCGGAGCCUCCAAGUAUAAAACUGUGUUGAGUACCCCCCCCUCCCUCCCCUCCUUCCCGAUGUCGUCCAUGUAGUUUUAGUAUGUAAACCUGAUAAUUAUUUUUUCAGGUCUUCCAAUAUUCACAAAAGUUCCACCUUUACUUGCUGCACCGGUACAAGGCACUACAUUCCAAGUAACCUGUAAAGCUGAAGGCUAUCCUCGUCCCGUCGUAACCUGGACUAGAGUAGGAAUGCCUUUACCUGCUGGAAAAACGAAAAUAAACCAAGGCACACUUACCAUUAACAACUUGAUUCCUGCCGAUACCGGUUUAUACGACUGUGUAGCUACUAAUAUCAUGGGAACAAAGAAAAGUAGGGUGAGCGUGGCAGUGCAGCGUAGCUCAGCUGCAGGUUUGUCUUAGGCUGUAAGGUCCCGCACAGACAUAAAUGAAACAUUUAGUAACAUAAACAUCAGGCCCCAGUUGUUCAAAAGCUGGAUAGCGCUAUCCAUCGGAUAAAUCACUAUCCAGUGGAUAAGUAUUAGGGAAACAAAUUGCACUAUCCACUGGAUAGAGAUUUAUCCGCUGGAUAGCGCUAUCCUCGUUUUGCCCCAACUGGCGCCUGGUGACCUUUGUUAAAGGUAAAAGAGAUCGCAAGACCAAGGGUUCCUGCAUGCUAUUUAAGACUACUUUAAUAGGCUUAGCUGACUCAGACUACAGUAUAUACUUAAGUGGAACGUAAAACAUAUAGGACCGCCGUUAGUGAUGGCCUUUUAUUGAUUGUUAAAAAGCAGUAGUGUCGUUGUUAAAGGGUGAAUAUGCUUGUGUAGCAAUUGUUUAAAGAGAGAGAAGGAGGUAAGCCUAUACUCGAGUUUAAGUAUAAAUCCUAAAAUUUGCUCUCCAGAAAAUAAAGUGACUUUUGCUAUCUAGCCUCUAGUCACUCGCAAUGUUACACUUGAUAAAGGAUUCAUUUGAUGCCGCAUUUUUAAACAGUUCUACUUGGCUCCAACAGAGUUCUUUUGUCAAAUAGCAAAAGUCGAAUUUUUCUCCCCAGGUUUGCAUGACUCUGUUAUUGUGGGAAACAACAAAAAUCACUUAACCUCGUUAAGCAACUGGCUUGCACCUGUCACAAAAAGCGUCAAUUCUCUCUGGAAGCGCUGUUGGCGUGCAUCCGUGAACGGCUGGGCUGGAAGUACAUUUCACUCACGAUGUGACAGCAAGGGCCCGACUGUGACAAUAAUAAGGGUCGGGAGAUAUAUUUUCGGAGGAUACACAAGUAUUUCAUGGGGUAAGUGACAUUGUAAGCCAUGGCAGUGGCAUUUAUACCUUUGACGUAAUUGUCAUUGAUAUGUUCAGUUAAAAGUGGAGCUUGGUACUUAGCAAUAUGGAGUCAUGUAACUCUACCUUUCAUACAUGGUUAAGCAGUGGCGUACAAAGGUUCUAGGUUAAUAGCUCUAGAUGUGGGCCCAUAUCCCCUCGUUCCUCAAAGGGCGAGGACCGCCCCUCCUACACUCACAUGGUGUGAAUGAACGCCCCACCCCUUUUCUAGAGUUCUGGUGCUGCAGAUAGUAAGUGAUGCAUUUCUAGCUUGGCAAAACGUGCCCAAAUUCCAGGCCAAUAAUACCGAAUUAUAAUAAUUUUGAGGUUCUAAUUGAGGACCGCUCCUCCUACACUCACAUGGUGUGUAUGAGCGCCACCCACCACCCUCCUUCUCAAGUUCUGGUUUUGCAGAUGAUAAGUGAUGCAUUUCUAGCCUGUCAAAACGUGCCGAAAUUCCAGGCUACUACUAUUACAAUAAUUUUUAGGUUAUAAAGUAUCGAUAUUGUUCUGACUUUCUUGCCACCCUGCUAUUUUCCAUCCCUUAGUUCCCAUAUUGCAAAAGUAGCGACUAACGAACUUCACCACAGGUUUUUGGUGAAAUUCGCAAAUUUUGGCAAAGAAUUAAAAAACACCCUCUUUUGACAUGUCCACCAGUACGUGACACACCAAGACGAAGGUUCAUUUCACCGGUCAAACUUUCGUAAUUUUGCCUGAACGAAAUAUCGCGAAGAGGAUUCUUCUCUUCGGAUUCGAACGAACUUGACAGACUGAAAUGGGUGACAGAAAUACAUAAUGUUUUAUACAUUUUCAAGGAUAAAGGCUCCUAAAACUCUUUAUUGUCUUCUUAAUACAGUACCCUUAAAAUCAAACGAAGUAUUAAUUACCAAUAAACGUGUAUUGCGACAUGCACCAGUUCAUGUAAAAAGGAAGCUUCUAGCUUCGGCAAGUGGUAAAAAAGACAAAGCAGAUAAAUUUGGAGAUUUGCUCCAUAAAGUUAUAAAAGAACAUAUAUUAUUAAUUAAUAAUUUUUUCCCCGAUCUAUUGCUUGUAAUUGCAAAUCUUUUAAAAUUAACAUCUCCCACAGGCCGACACCUCAGCUUCGGUAAGCUUGCAACCACAUAAAACUCUCUCCUGAGCGGACGAAUCACGCGCUUUGCGCUUUUGAUCGAAAUGAAUUGUGAAUAGUGCUUAAAAAUAAAAAUAAUAAUAAUAAUAAUAAUUGUUGUUGUUAUUGUGAUAAAUAAUAAAAGAACAAAGUAUACAUUACUGUCGUAAGAGUAAUAUGACUAAUGGCACCACAUAAAAGAAAGCUUUGGGAGAUGGUGAGAAAAACAAAACAUAAGUUUAAAGAUUUGAUUUACUCAAGUCACACAAAACAAUCUAAUUCUUGUUCUUUUUUUUUCUCAUUAACUGCAAUUUAUGAUAUUGCAAAUCUCUGCUAAUUGACAUUUCUUGUCCGCAGACACCUCACCUCAGCUCCGAUAAGCGGACAGUCCCUUACGCCUGGUCCUCCCCAGCGUCUUCCUUAGUAUUUCAUUGAAUAAUAGCCGGGGGCGAUUACUAAUUAUUUUCGUCAAAAAGGGGGCGAUUAUUUCAAUCAUUGCUCACUGCCGGAAAGUCGUGCCCCAAAUAUUUUGUGUUAUGUUAUACUGAUUCCCAUUACAUCAACAAGAGAUCAAGUAAACCGGGGCAUUUUUAGUGCUUUCAUUAUGCCUCCUUGAUUACUUUUCACUGUCAAUAUCCUCGGCGGAAGAGCUUCAAUCGUCACUCUGAUAAGUUUUACCGCAUCAAACUCCACUUCAACUUGGAGGGCAAGUGAAUAAAAGAAAGAGAAGAUGGCGGAAACCGUGUGUGUGUGUGUGUGUGUGGGGGGGGGCGAUUAUUCAAGAGAGGCGAUUGUAAUUAUUUUAAAUAUUUCUGUCUAAGGGGGGGGGUGAUUAUUCAAUUGAGGCGAUUAAUCGUUGGGCGGCUAUAAUUCGAGGAAAUACGGUAUAUACAAGCAUAAGCUAGAUUGAGCAUAAGGACCUAGCGAAGAUGGCUUAAACUAAAUCAAAAGCAUAAAUACAAAAAUAUCAAAACCUUGAGUUUUUCUUAUACUUGUGCUUCUUACGGUAGUGCAUAAGCGUUUCGUUAUGCUCAUGCUUAUACGUCUGCUUGCGCCAAUGUCGCUUGUGAAAACCGGGCCUUAGUCUUGAUCCCUGCAGAAACAUAAAAACACGGAUCUCAAUCUCCCGUUAGUGUAAAUCUCUCUUCGGCUAAAAGACUGACUGGUUCAAAGAGUGACCGCUUACGGUAGAUUCUAUUAUAAUUAUAGCAAUACUAGAAAUUAUAAAGAAAUUCAUGAAAAAGAAACCAGAAAAGAUUGAAUUGAUUUAGCUCUUGAUAAAACAUGAUGUGCAAUACUUAUGUAAACUAAGCAACUCGAAUUUGCCUCAUUAAAGUAAAAGCUAUUAAUUAUUAUUAUUAUUAUUAUUAUUAUUAUGUUACUAUUAUUAUAUAAUCAAUGACAUUAUCAAAGGAACUAGGACAAUAUUACUAACAUAUUUUCAAUAUCUUUUUACUUUCUCUCUUCUAGCAUCAUCAGAUGGCAGCUAUCAAUACGACUCCAAGGCCUUUUUAUUUUCACUGGUGAACAAACCAGGAUGGGCGCCUGUUAAACUGUCUCAGACAGGGCAGAAUAGUUCUAGAAAGUUAUAUUCCAUAAAUAGUUACUCAUCAUAUGGGCCUACAUUCGGAGGAGGUCACGACAUUAACAUAAAAAGCGACGCAUCAUCCAAUAGCAAUUCUUAUAGCAACCUUGGCCAUACCUACAGCCCACCGAGCGGGUACAGCUACCGCAGCACCUUCGCACGAACAUUCCUGGCAGGAACUUACAAGUUCACACCAGACGAAGUUGAAACCUUUUACGAAACAACCUAAUUAAAUAAAAUGAACGACAUCGGCUCUGAUAUUUGGGCUGAGAUGGUUCUCUUUUACUAAAAGUACUACGUACUUAGUUCUAGUAGACGUUCACACUUGACUGCUUGCUGAAACGAGGUCAGGAAAAGAAGCCCAAUUAUCACUUUUGAAAUGUAUUUAGAAAACAUAUUUUCAAAAAUACCUUUGAAAAUGUAUUUAGAUCACUUUUGAAAAUGUAUCUUGAAUCGCAUACGAAACGUCAACUUAAAAGAAAUCCGAAAGCUCACAAUACUUAUCACCGCUGUUUAACCUGAGCUUUAUUUUUGAUCAAACUUAACGAUGACCCAGGAACAAAAGUCUCUAUAAAGCCCAAUAAUAUAUUAUUAUUAUUGUUAUUAAGUCACUAAUUUCCAUUGUUAAAAACCUCUAUUAAGCGGACACCGGCUGAACUGACAAUAGUGCAGUAAUGAAUUUCGUCCUUGAAAUACGUACUGUAGUCGAUUAAUAAAGAUAAAUCAAUACAUUAUUUAGCUGUCAAAAUUUCACCUAAAAGUCUUGCACAAAGUAAGCACAGCUUCCUUAGCUUCCUUAGCUUCCUCAACAACAUGGAACAGGAGCACCCAACGAGAAUUUAGUUCAAAACCGCUAUAAAACAUAGCAUUGUUAAACGUAUUUUGGUAUUUAAACGGUAGAUAUAGGCAUAUUUUUAUCCCCUAAAAAUUUUUCAUCUGUUCGGAUUUCCUAGCUGAAAGUCUAGUGAUCCGAAAAUUAUAGGGAUCAAAACUUACCUUUUCGAAAAUUUCAGCCAGAAAAAAGGCUCCCGAAAAUUUUAGGUGACCUUUUUAGGGUAAAAAUCCGUUAAAAAUAAGCAAUUAUACCAUAUUUUAGAUGUUCGAAAAUCCUAGGAGAAGCAGGCAAGCAAGAAAUUUUACAUCAAAUGUCCGAAAAUUCUAGAUCUCAAAUCGUCUUCCCGACAGAUUUUUCCGAAAAUUGUCGUUGGGUGCCUCUGAUGGAACUUUAUCACAGUACAGCCGGAGUAACCGUUGAAUGUUAAUCGUUAACUAACAUUGCGCAAUUUUUACAAACCUCUAUUUAUUGAGCGAACACCCUCUAUUAAGCGGACAUUUGGGAAGGUCGCGAAGGUGUCCGCUUAAUAGAGGUUUCACUGUAUCAAGUUUCUGUGGGGACUUCUAUGAUUUUUGGUGAAAAACCACGUCAGUCCGAUAUAAAAAGGAGUAAUGAAGUAUUUCGUGACGAAAAACGCGUCAUAGCACCAUAUAACCUAUUAGUCAAAUAAACUACAAUUUUGAUUUUAUGCAACGUUCUCUUUGCUCCUGUGCCAAUACAUUCAUUGUUCUCGCCUUUUAAAUACCCCUAAAGGUUUACCAUGUAUGCUGGUCAUGUGGCGGGGAACUUGAAUUUUUGAAUUAGCUCUAACUUUAACAUGAUAUUAAUUUGAGGAGGACUCGGAAAUAAAAAAAUCCGAGUCCCAGAUGGGAUUUGAACCCACGACCCUCCGUGAUCUAGUCGGAUGCUCUAACCAGUUGAGCUACUGGAGACUCUAUGGUGAGCAAGGGCCACAAAUUGGAGUCUCCAGUAGCUCAACUGGUUAGAGCAUCCGACUAGAUCACGGAGGGUCGUGGGUUCAAAUCCCAUCUGGGACUCGGAUUUUUUUUUUUUUCCGAGUCCUCCUCAAAUUAAUAUCAUGUUGUUGUUUUCAUCUUCAAUAUAGCUCUAACUUUAAGCCUUUUUAUCUGAUUGAAAUGUAGUUUUCACCAAAAAUCAUCGAAUUACCUACAGAAACUUGAUUUAAAGUUUUCAACAUUGCUUUCCUAAAUUCUACUUCAUGCUGAAUUCAGACGUCAUUUAUGACUUCACUAUUAAUAGCAAUCAAAUGGAAUGAAAUUGUAACUAAUGAACACUUACUGCACGUAAUUCAUCCAACUACUUCCUGCCAAGGUUCGAUAAAAUCGUUGCAUUAAUUCUAUACGUCUGUCCAUGGCCUAAAAAACUCAGUUUUGAAAGUUGCGGGAGGAAAAGCCAUGGCAACCGACCAUCGUGUUAAUCUCCUUUUAAAUGCCUGAAUGACAGGUUUUCCUACCCUUUCAAAUAAUUCUAUUCCUGAAUUCCCUCCCCUUUGCUUAAGCUGAAGCCUGAGAAAGGUUAUUAGGGACCUUAACCAACGACGACGAAGACGGCAGUGAAAACGUCGCUAAAAAAAGAAUUUGCGUUCUUUCAAACUUAAUAGCGUCUAUUUGGACCCGCUCAAUACGUCAAAUGCAGGAGACUUUUCGUGGAGUUGAAUUUGUUAAGAAUUUAUUCCAGUUCAAAAAGAGGAAGGAAAAUUCGUCGUCGUAUCUCCACGUCCUCCAUAAAACGUCAAAUUAGGAGGGUUCACGUCGUAGUCGUGCAGUGGACGUCAAAGAAAUGUACUAAAAAGCGUGAUGCACGUCAGAGCUGUUGUUUUGAUCAUUAAACCUAUUGUUUUUUUUUUUAAGUUGUCGUGAUCGACGUCGUAGUUCCUUAAGCUCCCUAUUUCCUUUCAGGCGCGCGGGGCCUCACCGUAUCUGUUAUAAUCUGGUUUCAUAAAGGGAGUGAAAAACCAAUGGUUAACAGAGUUCUUAUUCAGACUGAAAUAGACUACAAAAUUAAAAAGCGUAUCAUCCAUCUUGAUGAAAAUCAUUUCUGGAAUCAUGAAUUAAAAAAAGAAAAAAAAAAAAAAGAAAUCAAUCAGUAAAUCAUACUGAAUUUUUUCCGCUUUUCACCCGCUAUUGAGCACGUUUUACUGGAACACGAAAAUGCUAAAAGGAAAAAGGUCAAUUAGGGACAGACCAUAAUUAUCGAAAACUCGCAUGAAUUCGCGUUAGCAUUUCCUUUUUGCGAAUUUUUUAGGCUAGUGCAUGAAUAUUUUUUGGCGUUACUUGGCGUGCAUGAAUUUUUUUCAUUUAGGGUAGUUUCCCUUACACGAAUAUUUUCUCCUUUUCGUACUUCACCUUCCCCCUCCCCCAUAACGUAAUUUUUUUCAUAACUGUCCGUGCCGUCCCUUAUGACACUACUUAUAAAGCCUUGUUUUAACGUCAAUCGUGAUGACAUGUUUCUCUAGGCGAAAUUUUUAAGGAUCAAAUUUUACUGGCAAGUUUCCCACUUACCUCCGUCUUCAUAUGCAUGGGACGAUUGGCAUGCAAGCUGCAGUAAUGAAAUCCUCGAACUCCAGGGACCGCGGAGGGGGAGGGGCUGGUAGGGCGAUAGCCCUACCCCUUUUUUGCUGGGAUUUAUUUUCUAGGGCUCCAGUUGACAUGGAAAACGUUAUCGUGGAAUUAUUGGACUUUUCCCUAAAAGGUGGACGGUUAGAGCCAGUUGUUUUCGACGAAUCCUUGAGAACUAUGCAGUUCUUAUGGAAUAGUGGGAUGUUUGCUUGUACGAACGAUUACAACCCGAUGUGCGUGCAAGGAUAAUAGGAUGUAAGACCUAAAUGGAACGAUUUGACUUUUUCUUUGGUUUGCAUCUUGGAGGGCGGCUUUAUUCCUACACCGAUAAUCUAUCUAAGGAUCUUAAGGGUACUAAGGUGGCUGCUGUCAGUGGCCAAGGCCUGACAUUGGCAUAUCUAACAAAGGAGACGAUCAAAAAAAUGCCCAGUGAUUAGAGCUUCGACCAUUUCUAUGCUAAUAUUUCGCGCAAGAGCGAAGGCUUGCUUGGUAAACCAACGCUUCUACUGAAAGCGAUGCACUUCAGCCAGACUGGAGGUUGGUGCUGGUGCACUAAGCUUCCCCCCAAACUGCCAAAGAUCACUUUAGAAGGGUCUAUUAUGAGGCUGUUGAUCUUAUCGUCGGUGCCAUCUAUCAGGAAAGCUUCAGCUCCUACGCCCAGAUGGAGACCCUCUUGGUUAAAGCUGCUAAUGGUGACGACUGUGAGGCAGAGUUCAAGUUCCUUGAAGCAUCAUACAGAGAAGAUGUUUUGAUACAGGGGCGCUACCUGGGCAUGCAACUAAGUAUUUUGGAAGUUAUGUUAUAGGAGAAGAUAGCAUGUUUUGACGAAAUCCUGUUGGCGGUGUCAAAGUUUCCAAAACCAAGAGAAAUCCCAAACUAUCUGUAAGCUGCUUGCUGUAAAUCCUGCAACCAGCGCUACUGACGAACGUUCAUUCUCAUCUGCACGGCGUCAGAAGACGUGGCUUCUAUCCAGGAUGGGUGACCUAGCAGUGUUGAAUGGUCGCAAGCGGAGAAUAGACAGUGUCUCUACAGCUACACAGGAGUUUGUUUCCUGUAAUAAGAAUUGCAAAAGAAGCUUCGGCACUUCGGGUAACUUCAAGAAGUAGCAACCUCAAGAGGUUUAUUUAACAUAUUGGCUAUAUUGGAUAGUAUAACACGUGUGGACGUUUAUGUUAUAUUUGUUGAGGUGGUAAAUAAGAUGGUGCGCAAAUGCAAGAUAAAUGGCGAAACACCGACCUGAAUCUUUCUUUAUAUUGGCCAGAGUUUUUAGCCCUACCACCUUAAAAUGGUCUCAGCGGUCCCUGAACUCCCCGGCAGAAUCUCGUCAACUCCUUGAUUUUCUUCCAUCACUUAGACCAUCGCUCCUUUCUGUUGUAUUAGUUUUUGUCUGCGGAUGUCUCUGGGUGAAGAAUGAAACAACAAAUGAACGACUGAUAGCGCUGGAAUCUCGCGUUAACCUUUUCCCCUGCGUUCAGAGUGUUGCGACUGAAAAUGCUGACAGGAUAUGUCUUUCAAGAGAUCUUUACUGAUAAGAAGGUUCAUACACAUGUAUCCGAAAGGAUCGGUUAUACAUCAGGUAAAAUCAUCGAUUCAGGUGUUAUUUAGAUGCAGAUACAUGUUCAGAGCUGAGUUUAUCCUCUUUUGAUUUAGGCAUAUAAUCUUUCAUAGUGCGAGUUUGCGCUUGCAUACGGGAUCUUUGGAUAUUUCAUGACAGAAUUGGAUUUUAACUUCAACUAACAAUGUAUGAACCCUUUUGUAAUACUCUUGCUCUUUUGUAAUACUGCUUAGAUAUUGAUUAAGCCGCCUGUACUGUUAAAACAGCAAAGAAAUUUACUGUGUAAAUGAUAUUGAAUUUAUGGCUUAAAUGCCGAACGACUUGCUAACGUACAAGACACGGCCAUAACGCUUCAUAGAACAAACAAUUAUCGCUUAAUAUUGUAGACAAAAAAGCUAACAGAUGAAUUUAUGGCUUUUUAAAGUCGAGAAAACGUGCUAUUUUUCUGAUUGAUUGCUAUUUAAAAGACAAUGCAUUUACAGCAGUGAAAAGGGAUACAAAGUUCUAAACAAGCUAUGUAAAAGGGGUAACAUUUGUCAAUGGAAGGGAUACGAAAGGGGUAACUUUUUCAAGAAAAAAAAAAAGGGGUAAGGGGUUGGACCUCGGGGUGAAGCCUCCCCGUAUAAACAUUUGUUGACUAACCCCCUUCCCCGCGGGUUUGAAAUGUGUGCGUUGAUCAAGAAGGAGCCUGGCUUUCCCUUGGAAGUAGAAAAGGAAGAAGAUUGGGGACAAAUUAAAAAGCUCCGGGUUCCAAUGCGUUAACCUUGUUGUUGAACGCAAUCUCUGAAAAGCUUAAUUUUGUGUUAGAAGUGUCAACCUUGUCAUUCAUUCGUUCAUUCGCUUGUUUUCUCCCUUAUUAGUUUUUAAUAUUAAUUAGUAUGGAUAUUUUCUUAAUUUUACUUAACUGCAGCCAGCCCGUUGCCAAAAAAGGCAUCAGCAACCAUCCGGCUAAGAAGACGAAGACGUCUUUUAAAUGACUCUUUAAACAGCGUCACCAUAAAUGACGUGCGAAAAGAAAUCACAAAACAGUUUGAACAACUUAUGCCCACCAAGUACUGUAAGUCAAGUGGGAAGGUCUGUCCUGCAGGUCCCCCCGGAUAUCCGGGUCCCACUGGAGCGAGGGGACCACGUGGCAGGAGGGGACCAAAGGGAAAGAAAGGUCCUCAAGGUCCCAUGGGACCUCCUGGAAAAUCUGGAAAAACUGGAAUAACGGGUCCUGCAGGACCGAGAGGAGAAAAGGGAGACAAACGAGAGCCUGGGCCAAAAGGCAUGCCGGGACCACCCGGAAGGCCUGGAAAAUCGAUAUCUGCUCCACAAGUGAUGUUGUCGCCGGCAGAGCAGACACGAGUAGAGGGAGGAAAUACGGCAUUUUAUUGCACGGUCGCAGGAAAUCCUUCCCCAAUCGUGGAAUGGCAAUUUAAGGGCAGAAAGAUUCUGUCAGGUGCAAAGUAUUUGAUUAAAGAAGGAGAGUUGAUCGUUAGAAAUCUGAAUUACAACGAUGGUGGGCCGUACACAUGUGCUGCUAGGAACAUUCUUGGAUCAUCCGAGGCCACAAGUAACUUUUCUGUUCGAGGUGAGAGAAGCAUUUCACGUUUGAGGUUUGUUAUAUCAGGCUGCUGUAAUUUUAUUUGAUAUGUCAGUAUAUGAUUCAUGUUCUCGAAACGUAGGGUUGCGAGAAUUGAACAGCAUCUUUUGCAAUCCUUUAGAGCAUGAGGGCUUCAUAGCAUAAACCAGAUAAUUUUUCUUUUCAGGUCUUCCAGUCUUCACAAAAGUUCCAUCUGCACUUGCCACACCAGUACAAGGCACUACGUUUCAAGUAACCUGUCAAGCUGAAGGCUACCCUCGUCCUGUAGUAACGUGGAUUCGAGCGGUGCUACCUUUUCCUUCGGGCAGGGCUGAGGUAAACAGGGGUACAUUAACAAUUAAGAACCUAAUCCCGGCUGACAACGGUUUGUACGAAUGUGUGGCAACAAACAUCAUUGGAACGAAGAAGGCCAAGAUCAAUGUGGCAGUACAACGUAGCUCAGCUGCAGGUUUGUCUUAUGCGGCAAGGCAGGGGCGGAUCUAGGAUUUUUCUAAGGAGGGGGUGCACCACUAAGGAAUGGCGUAACCGAACGGUGACAUAAACCUAUUACAAGGCUUUUUCGGUGCCAAACCCCUUGAACACCAAUAAACCAGAUUAGUUAUUAUUAUUAUCAUUAUUAUUAUUUAUUUUUAGUUUUUGCAGAAUACUGGUUAUAUUAUAUGCGCGCACUCCCUGCUCCCUCCCCCUAGAUCCGCCCAUGCAAGGUCUGCACAGACAUAAAUGGAACAUUUAGUGACAUGUAACAUAAUCCUUAAUGGAGACCAUGGUUGCAGAGUAUAGAUACUGAAGGACCAUUUAGGUUCGUAUAUCCAGUUCAAGACAUUGUAUAUGCUAGGACUCUAUCACAACAUCACUCAGACUUCUUAAGUUAAAUUUGUAUAGGACUGCCAGUGAUGGUUUUUCAUAUUAUUAUAAAAGGAGUGUCAUUGUUAUAGGUUGACCUGUGAGUAGCAGGUUCUUAAAGGGAAAAGGAGAGGGGAGCCUUCACUAGAGUUUAAAUUUGAAAUACUAAAAAUUUCCUCGCCAGAAAAUAAGGUGGCACUUGAUAUCCAGUCUCUUGUCACUUGGAUGCCGUUACAAUUGGCAAGAAAAUGAACUGUUGAAAAGUUUUUAAACAGUUCUAGUUAUGUUCUUGGCCAUAACAGCGUUCUUUUGCCAAAUAAAAGAAGUAGAUUUUUUUCCUCUUAGGUUUGCACGACUCCGUUAUUGUGGGAAGCAACAAUAAUUACUUAACAUCGUUCAACAACUGGCUGGCACCUGUGGAAAAAAGCGUUAAUUCUCUCUGGAAACGCUGUUGGCGUUCAUCCGUGGAUGGCUGGGCUGCAAGUACAUUUCACUCCCAAUGUGACGGCAAGGGUCCGACUGUAACAAUAAUAAGGGUCGGGAGAUACAUUUUUGGAGGAUACACCAGUAAAUCUUGGGGUAAGUGCGCAUUAUAAGGGACGGUUACCUUACCUUUCCAGUUACUUGCAUGGACAUGUUGGGCUAAAAGUGCAGCUUGAUAGCCUGGUACUGAGCAACGUGGAUUCAGUUUGACCUUGCAAGGUUAAACAGCAGCCUAUGAAGUAUUCAGGUUAGCGGAACUAGAUUCGGACGCGCACCCCCCGCCCCGAGGACCCCCCCUCCUAGACUUACAAGGGAUGAGCAAAUGUGGCAAAAGACAACAACAACAGAUCAUGAUUUUCCAGAUUUGCUCUAUACAAGUUACGAAAGGAAAUUUCUAAUUACUUGACGUUUUAUUUAUUAUUUUUCAAAUAUUUUUUUGCUUGAAUCUAUUGCUUUGUAAUUGCGAAAUUUUGCUUUUAAACAGCUCCCAUAGACGGAAACCUUAGCUCCAGUAAGCGAACAGUCUCUUAGGUUUCAGGACCCCGAUUGUUAAUCUCCCGUUCAAAAUUUGGCUGCUUGUGGGAAGUUUUAUUGUAAGCAAUAAAAUGAAACACUGCUUGACAAACACAAAAUAUACACAUUCUCAUGGUUAUUUUAUCAAUAAUUUGUAAAGCACUUAGUUUCUGUAAAUUUUGUUCCACUAAUUGUGUAUUACUAGGCGACCCAGUUAUUUACAUUUUUUUCGUUUUAAUUGGAUGUGGUUUUAAUUGGAUGUGUAUGGAGUUAUUUUUGUCGAGGGUAUAGAUGUAAGCAGGGUGAUGUGAUUGAUCAUGAGUGGAUUUCAGUUCAGCGGGUAAUCGGCCGUGUAUUUCAGAUUGGUCGAACGCGUAUUUUUUUUGUUUAUUUAAGUUGUUAAUGUAGUGGAAUGAUAUAUGUUGAGAGAAGAACUAAAAAAAGUCUUGAGUUCCAGAUAGGAAUUAAACCCCCAACACACUUCAUGAGUUAUUGGGAACUUUAGUACUGGGCUGGCAAAACGACAGAACUACAUCGCCCGCUCACUUUUUUUUUUUUUUUUUUUUUUUAUGUGUCUGGAGUUGUAUACAAAACAUACAUAAUAUAUUUGUGUGAAAGAAGGCAUCAAAUGUUCACGAACAUCUAUCUUAUGUGUCACUGCAUGUGACGGGUGCCUUGUGCAAGUGAGUAUCAGAAAAAUAUCCCAAAUGGCACUUUUAUUCCAUCUCUAUUUUCUUGUAGGUUCUGGCUCUAGAUAUUGGUACGACUUCAAACGCCUUUUUAUUCUCACUUGUAAACAAGCCAGGAUGGGCACCCGUCAAGCUGCCUCAGACAGGGAAAUAUAGCUCCAGAAGGAAACAUUCCAUAGACGAUAACCCAUCAUAUGGGCCUACAUUCGGAGGAGGACAUGACAUUCACAUAUCAAACUACGCGUCAUCCCAUCGCAAUUCAUAUAGCAACCUUGGCUAUACUUACAGCCCACCGAGCGGGUACAGUUACGGCAGCACCUUCGCCCAAACAUUCCUGGCAGGAACAUACCAGUUCACACCAGGGGAGAUAGAAACGUUUUACGAAACAACGCAAGUUAAAUAA
Messenger RNA from Porites lobata, 16895 nucleotides. The record is from the annotation of a GenBank genome assembly. NCBI's taxonomy places the organism in Eukaryota, Metazoa, Cnidaria, Anthozoa, Scleractinia, Poritidae.